AUGAUGUAUGCGUUCACUAACCAGACGUGUGAUAGAGUUGUUUCAUCGCAAUCUCACGACAAGUAUUGGUCGCAAACACUAUAUCUUAAGACUCGAGUCAUUCAUCCCUUCAUUGGAUUAGAGUCGAGAGGUGGUCGCGGCGGUGGAGGUGGCCGGGGAUACAGUGGCGGAGGCGGUGGUGGUCAACGGGGCAGAGGGGGAAGAGGUGGCGGUGGCGACGGUCCUCAACGCCAGAACGUACCCGAUGUCCGCGCGUUAGCACAACGGGUGUCCCAAUUGGCAAUCGGUGGCAGCGGAACGACGCCCAGAGAGCCGACACCGCGCGGAACAUUAGGCGCUGAAAUUGAACUGAUUGUCAAUCUGUAUCCCAUCACCGGUUGGGAACAGAUAUCGUUGAAUCUGUACGAUAUAGACAUACGUCUGCCGCGAAACGAUGGCCACGGCUUUGUGCAGAUGACUGCGGGUCCGGCCGGCGGUCAGAACGCCCGACGCGUUCGCGACGAGCGAAAGGCCGACAAUAUUCGUGUCGUACAGCGAAUGGACACCGAAUGGCGCGAAGCGUUUGGCGGACUUUUGUACGCUUUCGACGGCCAGAGGUUUCUGUACGUCAGUCAACAGUUACCGACGGUGGCGGCGGCGCCCAUCACUCGGACAGUGACUAUACAAUUGGACGGCUUCCCGGAGCAGACAUUUGAGGUGCGAAUCCAAUACGUGAGAGCGGUAUCGAUGGCACCAUUGGUCGAGUACUUCAGUGGCCAUAACCCUGCGGCCAAUGCCGAAGACUUUCGCGAAUCUAUACAAGCGUUGGAGAUAGUGAUGCGUUAUAUGCCGGCCCAGACUCUGGUCCUUGUCUUUAGGAAUCUCUUUUCACGCGAUGGCCGCCGACAAGUGGCCGCUAACGUCGAGAUAGCCGCCGGUCAUUCGCAGGCCAUUUACGUAACCGAAUCGGGAGUGACGGCAAACUUUGACCGCGCGUUCACUUUGAUGGUCACCGGCGGCCCUCUGACCGCAUUCAUUGAACGAGAAUUAAAUAUACGUGACAUUCGGAACCAUAGGUUCACCGCAGAGGAUAUCCGAAGAGUUAGCGCCAGGAUUAACGGCCUCACGAUGUAUACAAAUCACAUACUGAACAACGGUGUGCCCCAAAGGCGUAACAUAACGAUGAAUUCAAUGGUGGCCGCGAGAGUACACGAACACACGUUUACCGAUGGCAACGGACAGUCCGUUACCGUCGAGGCAUACUUUCGGGACACUUACCCACACACCGGCCAACUGCUACGCAAUGUGGGCCUCAUUAAGGCCCGGAAUGGCAACUACUUUCCGGUAGACGUGUGUCACGUUCCCGAUCAGCCGAUGCCUCGCCGUAUGGUUACGCCUGAGAUGACACAACAAAUAGUGAGAAGCGCUAACAGUCAGGACCCGAGCACUCGCUUCGGUCUAAUACAGCAGUCGGCCGAAGAGGUAGAGGCCGUGAGUCGCGCACUGAUGGCCAGCUUUGGCCUUGAGCUCAAUUUAGUACCGAUUAAACUGACCGGACGUGUGCUGCCGGCGCCCCGACUCCUGGGCAAUCAGCGGGGGUUAGAAAGUGGCCGACCGUUAAAUCGGUGGGCGUUUUUCAACUACUCACAGGCCGUAGACGACAAUUAUCAGGAAUAUUACGACAACUUUUUCCCAGAGCUGAUCCGCAACGCGCGUGAAAAUGGCAUCACUAUUGUCGACCACCCGGUGGUCAAUGAGUCCCAUAGACUCACUCGGGAAACGAUCGAAGCAGAUAUCGCGCAAUACAAAGACCUCGACAUGAUAUUCAUAUGUCUUCCGGUGACACCGAUAUACAAAGCGGUCAAACGCUAUGGCGAUCGCGUUUACGGAGUGGCCACUCAGUGCAUACUCGACCAGAACUUGAUGCGCACACCGCGCGGCUAUUUCCGCAAUUAUGUCUACAAAACUAAGGCCAGAACUGGCGGUCAGAAUCAAGUGCUCGCCCCUGAGUGCCGACCAUCGGCUUUACUCGGCGGUAGUAGUGGCCAACAGCGGUCCACAAUGGUUGUGGGCGUCGACGUGAUUCAUUCGGGAGUCGGUCAGAACCAAUGCCCGUCCAUCGCGGCUUCAGUGGCCAGUAUUGACCGGGAGUUUAGCGUAUAUCACGAGACGGUUGCCGGACAGCCGCCCAACACUGAACUGAUUCCCACUUACGAUCAGAUGUUUGUCAAACACCUGAAGGCAUAUCAGGCGAAGAAUAACAACUCUCUGCCGCAGAGUGUGAUCCUAUACCGCGACGGUGUGUCCGACGGACAGUUGGAUCAGGUGUUGGCCGUAGAGAUACCGCUCAUCCGGAAGGCGUACGACUCGAUACAAAAGGGCUUUCAAUUCAAAUUGACGGCGUUUGUGGUGCAGAAGAGACAUCACAUCAGGUUUAUGCCAUUCGCGCGCACCAACGAUGCCAGGGGUCGGGAGAUACGCAAUAUACCCGCGGGAACUGUUGUGGACCACACCAUAACACACCCCCUGCGUGACGAGUUUCAUCUGUGUUCGCACAACGGUUUACUCGGUACUUCACGUCACGCUAAAUACGUGUGUCUUCGCGAUGACCACAAUCUCACUGCAGACCAGAAGCAGCUCAUGUCGUACAACCUGUGCCACACGUACUGCCGGUGCGCGACGCCCAUCUCGAUACCGGUGCCCGUGGCUUAUGCCGAUCUGUUGGCCACUCGCGCCAAAGUGAUCGUUGAGGACCAGAACCUGCCGUUCCAGCCGCGGGUCAGAGACGAGACACCCGACCAGAGACGGGCCCGCGAGGCGGCCAAUGUUGCGCUCCUCAAUGCUAAUGUCGAGGCCCACAGGAAUGUGAUUUAUCUGCCCUUUUAUGCUUAAACUUUAAUCGCUUUUAAUCUCAAUUCAAUGCUUUAAUUUCUAUUUUGUUUUUCACGAUUUGAGGUUAAUUUGUUUUUUGCUUUGCUUUCAAACCUUGUUUUUGUGUCUCGAUUGACCUUUAAUUAUUAUUUGGACUUUUAAUUAGUUCCCUAAUCUAUAAUCUUCUUAAUCUUAAUGAUUACAAACCCUUUUGUUUGGUUUAUAAU
Molecule: messenger RNA, 3077 nt
Organism: Medioppia subpectinata
Lineage: Eukaryota; Metazoa; Arthropoda; Arachnida; Sarcoptiformes; Oppiidae
Source: the annotation of a GenBank genome assembly